AUGCCAAACGUUGGAAGUCUGCCCGCGUCAGGGGCCGAAGCCGAGGACUUCAUCAGCAUCAGACCUGGACCAGACAUACCGGAGGGGUAUGUCGACCUGGACUAUGGUACCAGCGGGUACAGGGGAGUAGCUGACACACCGCCGAAUCACCUCGACCAUGUAGUAUACCGGUGCGGCGCCCUGUUGGCAGCUCUGCCGUUCCUGAGGAACUCCAAAAGCCUCUACAAUGUGAAGCUGUCCCUCGCCGGACCUCUCAGUAGUGUCGUGGUAGCCGGGAUUGAUCGCGUUCAAUCUGCCGGUGCUGUAAUCACUGCCAGUCACAACCACGCCACAGAAAAUGGAAUCAAACUGCUCGAGGCUGAUGGAAACAUGCUUGAAACUGCAUGGGAGAAAGAAUUCACGGCACUGGUGAACUUUAGGGGGCCGAUAUCUCAUGCAGUUGCACGGGUAUUGAAGAAGUAUGGUGUCGUACGCGUGCAACGAAACCGGGUGCCAUACACGAUCCUCGUAGGACACGACACCAGGGAAUCGAGCCCAAAGCUCGCUGCAAUCUUCAAGGCAGGCGUCGAGGCCAUGGCUGAUGUAAUGAGGCUGGAAAGGAUAACAUGCGUGGUGCUGGGAGCAGUGACGACGCCCACGGUAGGGUUCCUUCUCAACAACUCCCUACUCUCGGCUUCGAAUGAUGACAUGUAUGUGGAGGCAUUGAGGCGCUCUUUCCACGCUACGCUGGACUCCCUUGUUGCUCUAGGUUGCAUCAAAAGAUCUCUGAAAACUGACGCCCACCAAUCUCUUUUCUAUGACUGCUCUUAUGGAGUUGGGGGUAAUGUCGUCUACAAGCUAUUCGAGUGCUUGAGGGAAAUCGCAAUCAUUCCCCACCUCUGUCAUAGCCCUAUUUGGCUAGGGGAGCAAAUGCAACACAUGCUUAACCACGAAUGCGGGGCUAACUAUGUUCUGAGCGAGCAACGCCCGCCAGCGCUCGUAGAGAGUCGCAUAACCGUCUACGAAGACAAGUGGUUCUGCUCGUUCGAUGGAGAUGUGGACCGAUUAGUGUACUUCAGCCCGCACAAGGGAACGAUCCGCCUCAUAGACGGCGUUCGACUGCUCCUCAUCAAGAUGAAAUUUCUGAAUUUUGCAUUGUCUAACUGGGUCCGCGAAGGCGACGAAGUUCUAAAAGUGGGAGUCUUGCUAAAUCACUAUGCAAACGGUGCCGCUUUAAACUUCAUCAAGCAGCUAAUGACGGAGUGGAACGAAGCUGACCCCCGAGUGCACUGGAGCAUGCAGCUAUGCAAAGUGGGAAUGAAAAAUAUGCAGGCGAAGGUGCCCAACUAUCACAUUACGAUUUUGUAUGAGGCCAAUGGUCAUGGCAACGUUGUUUUCAGUAAGGAUUCGCCACUACACCGUGACAACGGAGACUGCGGGUACAGGAGGCUCAUGAUUAACGUGUCUGCCAUGUUUAACAAUCCCAUAGGAGAUGCGAUUGCAAACUCAUUGUUCAUAGAAUUGGCCCUCCGAACUCUGGAGCUUUCUUAUGAGGAUGUGUUGCAGUUUUACGAGGAGCUGCCAUACGUCAAUGUGUCCGCGCGAAUUCCUUCGGAAAAACGCUCCAUAUUCCGUACAAAACCCGACGACGACUCCGUCUUAGAGGAGCCAGCUGAGCUGAUGCGGUUGGUAACCGAAGCUGUCGCCAAGGUGCAAGGCGCACGCGCUUUCAUCAGGCCGUCAGGCACGGAAGCCCUCUGCCGCAUAUACUCCGAAGCGCCAAGCGAAGCACAGGCACGAGCGCUCGCUAACGUUAUAGUGGAACAUAUGACAUCGUUUUUGUGA
Messenger RNA from Babesia bigemina, 1824 nucleotides. RefSeq names its product phosphoglucomutase, putative. The record is from RefSeq and is a predicted model, not a curated record. Gene Ontology annotation, molecular function: phosphoacetylglucosamine mutase activity. Bases 1 to 1824 code for a protein of 607 amino acids. The transcript has a single exon. Lineage: Eukaryota; Apicomplexa; Aconoidasida; Piroplasmida; Babesiidae. Gene Ontology annotation, biological process: carbohydrate metabolic process; UDP-N-acetylglucosamine biosynthetic process.